Molecule: messenger RNA, 2234 nt
Organism: Oncorhynchus kisutch (coho salmon)
Lineage: Eukaryota; Metazoa; Chordata; Actinopteri; Salmoniformes; Salmonidae
Product: methionine aminopeptidase 2
Exons: 11
Coding region: 37-1467 (476 amino acids)
Biological process (GO): proteolysis
Cellular component (GO): cytoplasm
Molecular function (GO): metalloaminopeptidase activity
Source: RefSeq, a predicted model, not a curated record
ACCACCGCGCUUCCUUUUCCACUAACGCCUGCAAUCAUGGCGGAUCUGGUGCAGGAGAAGGUACCGGAGGUGAAGCUCGAAGAAGACACGGUCCUGAACGGAGAUGCAGAAGAGAAAGAGGAGGUAGACCCUUCCGAGGAGACAGCCAAGAAGAAGAAGAAAAAGAAGAAGAAGAAGUCGGCAGGCCCCGCAGCCGUCACCGAGGCUGAGGGCAAUAGAGUGGCUGACGUGACACAACAGCUGGAGAAGCAGGCUCUGGAGGACAAAGAGAAAGAAGAAGACGGAGAGGAUGAUGGAGACGAGGGGGAGAACUCGGCAGGCAAAAAGAAGAAGAAGAAGAAAAAGAAGAAAGGACCCAAAGUUCAGACUGACCCUCCGUCUGUGCCCAUCUGUGACUUGUAUCCAAGUGGCGUUUUCCCCAUCGGUCAGGAAUGUGAAUACCCCCCAUUACAGGAUGGGCGUACCGCGGCGUGGAGGACCACCAAUGAAGAGAAGCGGGUUCUGGACAAGGCCAACGAGGAAGUGUGGAGCGACUUCAGACAGGCUGCUGAGGCUCAUAGGCAGGUCCGCCAGCACGUCCGCAGUUUCAUCAAACCUGGCAUGACCAUGAUCGACAUCUGUGAGCGGUUGGAGAACUGUUCCAGGAAGUUGAUCAAGGAGAAUGGUCUGAAUGCAGGCCUGGCCUUCCCCACCGGCUGCUCUCUGAACAACUGUGCGGCUCACUACACCCCUAACGCAGGAGACCCCACCGUGCUGCAAUACGACGACGUCUGCAAGAUCGACUUCGGAACACACAUCAACGGUCGGAUUAUUGACUGUGCCUUCACCGUCACGUUCAACCCAAAGUAUGACAAACUGCUGGAGGCCGUGAGAGACGCCACCAAUACUGGAAUCAAGUGUGCUGGAAUCGACGUGCGUCUGUGUGACGUUGGGGAGAGAAUUCAGGAAGUGAUGGAGUCGUACGAGGUAGAGAUUGACGGAAAAACAUACCAAGUGAAGCCAAUCCGAAACCUGAACGGCCACUCAAUUGGCCAGUACAGGAUACAUGCCGGCAAGACUGUCCCCAUUGUCAAAGGAGGAGAAGCUACCAGGAUGGAGGAGGGAGAGGUGUACGCCAUCGAGACAUUUGGCAGCACAGGGAAGGGAGUGGUCCAUGAUGACAUGGAGUGUUCUCAUUACAUGAAAAACUUUGAUGUGGGACACGUCCCAAUCAGACUCCCCCGGGCGAAGCACCUGUUGAACGUGAUCAACGAGAACUUUGGCACGCUGGCGUUCUGCCGGCGCUGGCUGGACCGGCUGGGGGAGAGCAAGUACCUGAUGGCCCUGAAGAACCUGUGCGACCUGGGAAUCGUGGACCCCUACCCCCCGCUCUGCGACACCAAGGGCUCCUACACCGCCCAGUUCGAGCACACCAUCCUGCUCAGGCCCACCUGCAAGGAGGUGGUGAGCCGAGGGGAUGACUAUUGAAUACUGAACCCAACCUCAUUCAAACCACACCCCCUCCACUCCAAUACAGAGAAUUGACACACUGAACCAUCUGCCGGCACUCUAACAGAAAAACAGCAUCUAAAUACAGGACUUUGCUUUGGUCUCUUAUUUCUUCCACCUUGGCAGAGCAGCCAGUAAGGGCUAUGAAAAAUGCUGUUGUAAGGUACCCCCACAAUGCAUUUUUACCGCUAUUUAAGAGCGAGCAUGGAGAGACUGGCUUACGUAGCAGCGGCUGAAUCUUUUUUCCCUCUUUUAUUUCGGUGACAUUGAAGCCAGAACAGCCAUAUAAUCUCAAAUAAACUGUUAGUUUAACUGCUUAGAACGUGAAGAAACAAACCUUUCCUUACCAAAAUAAGUACCCUCUCAAGUAUGCAUAGGGCCUAGUGUGUCCUAAUCAGGAAAAACUCCUGACCCUUACUGCAGUCUUUCAGCCUGACCCUACAGCCUACCUAGUCACUUGAUUGCUCUUCGGACCCCUGAAAUUGUACAACUUCCCCUUUUUUGAGUUCUGGGUGGGAACGAUGACGACUAGACAACCACACAUCUACAGCUGUAUGUUUGGCUUCAUGUUACAGGGAGGGGACUCUGCUCCUCCAGUAUUUGUUUCUUAGAUAUUUGUAAAAUAUCUUUGAAAUGGUUGCUGCCACUAUAUGUACCCAAAUGUAGUGCUUAAUUUUGAAUGCCCUGGAAAUGUUUUUGUAAGAACAAAAGUAUUGAAAUAAAAAAUGUUGCUCUGUAUUCCUUGA